UGGAUGAGCGAAUAUGAAAAGCACACCUUCCCAGGCACAUCUAUGCCAACAAUUGCAGCUUGUAUUAAAGAAAAGAAGAGUUUCUGUGCAACUCGAUGCCUUGAAUAGAUUGGCAGACUUUUAUGUGAAAAAUGUAGAGAAUGAAUCACUUUCUGCGUUUGCAAGCAAGAUAUCUGAAUUUCUUUCUCGUUGUGGUUCCAGAAACACUAUUGUUUCCUUACAAGUUGCAGAGAGAAUAAUAGAAGAUAUUUUAAAAGUUUUAAACAGAAAGCAAUCUCACCCUACACGUAUAAUAGAUAGUUUUCGAGAAGUACCUAUUCUCUCACUUGGUAGUGAAUCAAGUACAAUAUACCUCAAAGAAUCUACGGGUCUGAAAGUAUUGGAUACACCUGAGAAUAUGCUGGAACAAUAUAAGAUAAGAUACAGACUCCUUUUAUCAAGAGCUUUGGAAAGUAAAAAAGCGACCUCUUUGGGUCAAGGUGAACGUUUGGCCAUAUUCCAUAAGGAACUUUCAUCAUCUUUGACUCCCAUUCAGAACUUAAGCAGCACAGAUCGUCUCACAGCAAACUUGUUUGGUAUACUUGGAAAGUUUGAAGGCAACAAAUAUUUCAUCGAAGAUGAAACGGGAUAUAUACAAUUGGAUUUGAGUGAAGCUUGUUCAAGUGACAGAAUAUAUACUCAAGGUUGUAUUGUACUUGUACGGGGAGAAUGGAAUGGUCAAUUGUUCCGAGUAACUAAUAUAGAAAUGCCUCCGUUAGAUGCCUCGUUGUCGAAUAUAAUGGAACCCAAGGCAUUGUGCCAAGUGAUUGAUUCUGAAGUGGACGUCCAUGAGAAACAACAGAAUCAUAUCAUGGUAAUCAUAUCAGAGAUUUGGCUCGAUCAUGAUUCGGUUUUUAACAAAUUAGAAAAGUUAUUCAGUUCACUACAAGCGGAUGAUGUGUGUCCUGAUACAGUUGUACUCAUGGGAAACUUUUUGUCACCGUCACUGAAUCCUGACGAGGACCACUUGUUACAUUUCAACAAUGGAUUUCAACAGUUGGCAUCCUUGCUACAUGAAUAUAUUCCUAACGAGCAAUGUCAAGUGGUCAUUAUUCCUGGUCCCAAUGACCCAGGCAUUAAGAAUAUUCUUCCAAGACCUCCCAUUUUGGAGUCUCUUUUGAAUCCUUUGCGACAUCUUUACAAAUGCUCAACGGCUGCUUCCAAUCCAGUCAGAAUAGUUUGUCAAAACUCCAAUAUUAUAUUUUAUCGAGACAAUAUUGAGAAGAAACUUGUUCCACAUAGUAUCUUUCUUCUACCAAACAACUUGAACAGACUACGUGAAAUGAUAGUUCAAACCUUAUUGGAUCAAGGACAUCUUUGUCCACUUCCUAUGGAUAUGCAACCUGUCUUUUGGAAUCAUGAACAAAGUCUCUGGUUAUUUCCUCCUCCUCAAUUUCUCGUUUUGGGGUGUGGUUUGGAAUCUUUUCAAUAUACAUACGGACAAACCAAAUGCUUUGGAACGGCAUAUCCAAAUUUGUCAAAUAUAGACUUGAAAAAGCUUUACAAAAAGAAAAUUGAAAUAACCGUACAAAAAACCCUUUAGUAACUCAUCCAUCCAAGAAAUCCUCAGAUAUACAUUCAAACAUGUGAAAAAAUAUAAAAUGCAAAAGUUAUCGACAAAUGAUAUAACCACACAGCAAAAGACACCACUACAGGAAAUCCAAUCUUAUUCAG
Messenger RNA from Galdieria sulphuraria, 1713 nucleotides. RefSeq names its product DNA polymerase epsilon subunit 2. Gene Ontology annotation, cellular component: epsilon DNA polymerase complex. Lineage: Eukaryota; Rhodophyta; Bangiophyceae; Galdieriales; Galdieriaceae. Gene Ontology annotation, molecular function: DNA binding. Gene Ontology annotation, biological process: error-prone translesion synthesis; DNA-templated DNA replication. The transcript is spliced from 3 exons. Bases 14 to 1582 code for a protein of 522 amino acids. The record is from RefSeq and is a predicted model, not a curated record.